GCGUUUCACGGCUGCAUGCAUCAUUCUUUUUCCAAGAUCAGUCCACAUCAUCAGCUGCUUUCAGGCUCCUGCUGUGAGCCGAGGAGUGUCUCGCUAACCAUCAAAAGAUAUGCGUCAUAACUCUUGAGCAAAACCUGAAAGGUGGGUUGUGUGUGAUUGUUUGGAAUGUGAAGCGUCAUGUUUCCUUCCAAGCUCGUCUGCACACAAGUGCUCCAUUUCCAGUUUCUGUUGACAUUUCACUGAGUGAACACCAGCUCUUUCUGUGGGAACAGCUUUGAAACAAAUCUUUAACUUAUUUUUUUUAUUUUAUAUUUUAUUUUUGUACGUCUGUAUCGUGGGAAUCAAGCUUAAUCUCUUGGGAUUUAUCUGAAGAUCUUUUUUUUCUGUUUACAACAAGGAAAACAUGUUCUAACUAAACAAGGUUUGAAAAAGAAGAUAAAGACUGAUCUUCUAUUCUGUUCCUGAAGAAGUUUGUCUUUGUCCUACAGCAAUGAGCUUCAGGUGGCAGAUAAGGUUGCAGGAAAGCUGAGUUCUACUCUCUCAUGGGUGAAGAACUCCGUGUCCCACACAGUCAGUCAGAUGGCUAGCCAGGUGGCCACUCCCACAUCCCUACAGACCACUGCAGCCUCCUCCUCCACAUCGCUGUCCUCGCCGGGCCUCUCUCCAUCCUCGCCAGCGCAGCUCAGUCCUGAUGAUGUGGAGUUGCUUGCCAAGCUGGAGGAACAGAACAGGCUGCUGGAGACGGAUAGCAAGUCUCUGCGCUCAAUGAACGGCUCCCGGCGAAACUCUGGGUCCUCCCUGGUGUCUAGCUCCUCCGCCUCCUCCAACCUGUCCCACCUGGAGGAGGACUCAUGGAUUAUGUGGGGUCGCAUUGUCAAUGAGUGGGAGGAAGUGCGGAAGAAAAAGGAAAAACAGCUCAAGGAUCUUGUCAGAAGAGGGAUCCCUCACCACUUCCGGGCGAUUGUGUGGCAGCUGUUGUGUAACGCCCAAAACAUGCCCAUCAAGGAUCAGUACUCGGACCUCCUGAAAAUGACCUCCCCGUGUGAGAAGCUGAUUCGUAGAGACAUUGCUCGCACGUAUCCCGAGCACGAGUUCUUCAAGGAGAAGGAUAGCUUAGGCCAGGAAGUGCUCUUCAAUGUCAUGAAGGCAUAUUCCUUGGUGGACCGUGAGGUUGGCUACUGCCAGGGAAGUGCCUUCAUUGUUGGCCUGCUGCUCAUGCAGAUGCCAGAGGAGGAGGCUUUCUGUGUGUUUUUCAAGCUGAUGCAAGAGUACAGGUUACGGGAGCUCUUCAAGCCCAGCAUGGCUGAGCUGGGACUGUGCAUGUACCAGUUUGAGUCCAUGCUUCAGGAGCAGCUCCCAGAGCUGUAUGUACAUUUUCAGGCUCAGAGCUUUCAUACCUCCAUGUACGCCUCCUCCUGGUUCCUCACCAUCUUCCUCACCAAUUUCCCUUUGCCGUUUGCCACGAGGAUCUUUGACAUAUUUAUGUGUGAGGGAUUGGAAAUAGUUUUCCGUGUGGGCCUGGCCAUUCUUCAGAUGAACCAGGCAGAACUCAUCCAGCUCGACAUGGAGGGAAUGUUACAGCACUUUCAGAAAGUCAUCCCACACCAGUUUGACAGUGGACCAGAUAAGGUCAUCCAGGCUGCAUAUCAAGUUAAAUACAAUGCUAAGAAGAUGAAAAAGUUAGAAAAGGAAUACACUACAAUCAAAACUAAAGAGUUGGAGGAACAGGUGGAGAUAAAGAGGUUGCGAACAGAGAACAGGCUUCUGAAGCAGAGGAUAGACACACUGGAGAAAGAAAGUGCUUCCUUGGCAGAUAGAUUGAUUCAGGGACAAGUAACUCGAGCUCAAGAGGCGGAGGAAAACUACCUGGUCAAGCGGGAGCUGGCCACACUCAAACAACAGUGCGAGGAGGCCAGUGCUCAGCUGGAGCAGGCCAAGAAAACCAUCAGGCAGCUUCAGCAACAGCCACAAGCGAAAGGACCUUCUCAGUUCUCUGAGGAGUCUGUCCUUCAGCUGGAGCGGGAGCUCGUGCAGGCCCGGCUGAAGGAGGCGGAGUCCCAGUGUGCGCUCAAGGAAAUGCAAGACAAGAUUCUUGAAAUGGAGAAGAGGAACUCGUCGCUGCCGGACGACACUAAUGUGGCUCGACUGCAAGAGGAGCUGAUCGGAGUGAAGCUGAGAGAAGCUGAGGCGAUGACUGGACUGAAGGAGCUGAAACAGCAGGUCCGGAAUCUGGAAGAGCAUUGGCAGCGCCACCUGGCUCGCACGGCAGGUCGCUGGAAGGACAGCCCUAAGAGGAACACGCUGAGUGAGCUGCAGGACAAGCUGAUGAGUGUGAGGCUGCGAGAGGCUGAGGCCCAAGCUGAGCUGAGAGAGACCAGGCAGAGGAUGCUGGAGCUGGAGACCCAGAAUCAGAUUCACAGCAACCAGCUGCGGCGGGCGGAGCAGGAGAGCCGCUGCCUCCAGGAGCGCGUUCAAGCUCUGACGGCACAGAAUAAAGACAUGCACGUUCAGUUACAAGAGAUCAAACGGAAACAAGCCGAGAUCGAAUGCAAGAGUAAGGAGGAGGUGAUGGCUGUGAGGCUCCGAGAAGCAGACAACAUCGCUGCAAUGGCUGAGCUCCAGCAGCACAUUUCAGAGCUGGAGAUUCAGAAAGAGGAGGGAAAGGUCCAGGGCCAGCUGAACCACACAGACUCCAGCCAGUACAUCCGCGACCUAAAAGACCAGAUAGAGGAGCUGAAACACGAGAUUUGCUGCUUAAAGGGCCAGAGGGGCCGGCUGAGUCAGCCCACGUUUGACGGGAUCCACAUCGUCAACCACUACACCGGCGUGGAGGACGCUUACCGAUCCUCUGACGACGACGGCAUGGAGGCCCCCCAGUCGAGGAGCUGCACGCGCAUCAGACUGCACCCCAACCUGGGGGACACGGACAGCGAGGAGGACGGGGAGACUCUGCGGCUCACCGUCCCGCAGAACAACAACAACAACCACAAGUCCACCACCGUGUGAUCUGCCCCAGCUUGGCCUGAGAGGGGGGGUUCCCGCAAAAAUAAGAAGCAUAGCUCUGGAUUUCAAGAAGGACGUGCUCUAUAUCAUGUGAAUCCCCAGUUUGGUUCUCUUUACUUCCACCGUCUUGGAAAGGAUGGAUUCUGACAGAAACCACACAGAACGAAUCAAAGAAAGAGAAAAGGAUGAGCCCCCCCCUCCCAAAAAAAUCCCCAAGCCUUACUUUUGGUACAACACAGAGAAAUCUGUGCAAUAAAACUUUUUUACACACUUCAUCCCAUGGGUUUUUAUAUUUUUAAAGCAUUUUAUAAAUGAGUAUCAGAUAUGUAAGAUGCCGUUAUAUUACCGUGUGUGUUUGCGGUCUCGAAGCUGCUUCUGUGCGCCGGCGCCGACCCCCGAGUCCACGCCGCAUCGCACGGUCCAUUUCUGCAAACAUGUAAAUAUGUAAAUGUGUUUAUUUUUCUCCCCACAUAUUCUGUCUGAACUUGAAAAAAACCUGUAAACACAUCAUUUCUUUGGAGAUAAUGUAAAACUGAAAGAAAGGGAUUAUACGACGAGAGCUGCCAAAAAAGUCGAGCGAGUUCCUGUCAGAGGUCAGUGUGUGCUCAGAGCAGGAAAGAUGCAGAACGAGAGCGGAGGGGGCAGAUUUAUGCUUCUCUGAAACAUGACUUCAUCGCCUAGAUGAGAAGAGUGUGCCUCACGUUGCUCCUGAGUCAAGCAUGCAUCAACAGUCCUGUACGUUUGUUUGUUUGUGCACAAAUGGAUGAUGGUCCUGCGGGACUUUAAACUGGGAGGAAAGGAUUCACUCCCUAAAGACACUGAAAGUUGCAAAGAGUCACCAAAGUUGCAGCUUCUGGGAGUCAGCUGCACUAAAAAGAGUCUGCAAAGUGGUGGAUGUUUGCAGCCGUUCUGGCUCGGAUCGUUUGCACUUUCGUGCAGUCAGAAACACUAUUUGUCUUGCACUCUGAUGAAAUCACAACAUUUUUUUUUUGUUCUCAAUAAAACCUUUGCUGAA
Oryzias melastigma (Indian medaka) is the source of this 4018-nucleotide messenger RNA. It is a transcript of the gene evi5b, whose product is annotated as ecotropic viral integration site 5b. Bases 580 to 3006 code for a protein of 808 amino acids. The record is from RefSeq and is a predicted model, not a curated record. Lineage: Eukaryota; Metazoa; Chordata; Actinopteri; Beloniformes; Adrianichthyidae. The transcript has 20 exons.